AUGUUCGACGUCGUCAUAGUGGGACAUGGCGCAGCGGGUCUCGCGGCCGCCGUAACGGCCAUCGAGACGGUCCCGUCCCUGAGAGUCGCGGUGCUCGAGCGGGCGCCGGAGGAGGAUAGCGGCGGCAACACACGAUGGAGCCCGUCGAACAUGCGCAUGCGAGCGGUCGACACCGUGCUGCAGGAUUUCGAGGCUGACAUGAUGAAAGCCACCGGCGGACGGGGCGACUCGGCUUACUUCCGGCGGCUGGCCGAGGAUGCGCCCGAGACGCUCACAUGGCUGACCCGGCAAGGCGUCAAAUUCCAUGCGAUGGAUUACUUUCUGAGCAACUGGCCGACGCGUAUGCAGCCCGUUGGCAAGGGAGCUGCGAUCGUCGAGGCGUUGAAGGGGUCCGCGAAGGAUAAGGGCGUCGAGUUCCGCUACGGCUGCCGCGCGACCCUUCUGCUCCUGGGUCCGGAUGGCCACGUCGAAGGCGUCGAGACGGACCAGGGUCACAGCAUUCUGACACGAUCGGUGAUCCUGGCCAGCGGCGGCUUCCAGGGCGAUCCGGAAAUGUUGCGUGAACAUCUGGGGUCGGGCGCCGGAUCCCUGCGCAUGAUUUCGCCGGGCACGUCGUGGAACGCGGGGGACGGCAUCCGUAUGGCGCUCGACGUCGGCGCAAAACGGUCCGGGGACUGGACGGGCAUGCAUAUCGAGCCCGUCGACCCACGCAGCGCGCGACCUGCCGCCCUGGUUCUCGCCUACCCGUACGGGAUUGUUGUCGACGGGACCGGUCGGAGGUUCUUCGACGAAGGCGAGGGGCUGGUGCAUACCACAUGGGAGCGCCUCUGCCGCACUAUCCACUUCGAAUGUCCGGGGCGCACCGCCUGGACGAUCGUGGACGCGAAAGCCACGCGGAUCGAGGGAUAUCGCAACGCGAUCCGCACGGACGUGCCUCCAAUCAGCGCCGAAAGCGUCGCGGACCUCGCCUCGAAGCUGGGCGUGGCGAGCGAUGCUCUCGAAGCGACGAUCGCCACGUUCAACGCGGCCUGUCGCGAAGAGCGUGUUGGUUUCGAUCCCACCCGGCUCGAUCGGGUCGGCACCGCCGAAGGCUUUGCGCCGCCGAAAUCCAACUGGGCUCGGCCGGUCGACGAGCCGCCGUUCUUCGCGUUUCCGAUCGUGGGCGCCAUCGUCUACACCUUCGGGGGGCUUGCGACCGACAUAGAGGCGCGCGUCCUCGACGCGAAAGGACCGAUCCCCGGACUCUACGCGGCCGGUGAGAUCACCGGGCACUUCUACGGCAUGGCGCCGAACGCCGUGCCGGUGAUGCGGUCGCUCGUCUUCGGCCGGAUCGCCGGCCGCAAUGCGUCGCAAGCCUGCCGUCUCUCGCGAUCCCGCGAGAGUGAGGGCGCUGCGUCGCUCCCGGUCCACCACGAAAAGGCAAUGAGGCAUCAUGCGCUUCCGGCCAAACCCUCAUGA
Molecule: messenger RNA, 1458 nt
Organism: Cyphellophora attinorum
Lineage: Eukaryota; Fungi; Ascomycota; Eurotiomycetes; Chaetothyriales; Cyphellophoraceae
Product: Fumarate flavoprotein subunit
Exons: 1
Coding region: 1-1458 (485 amino acids)
Source: RefSeq, a predicted model, not a curated record